Myotis brandtii (Brandt's bat) is the source of this 1095-nucleotide messenger RNA. Its product is annotated as basement membrane-specific heparan sulfate proteoglycan core protein. Lineage: Eukaryota; Metazoa; Chordata; Mammalia; Chiroptera; Vespertilionidae. Bases 1 to 1095 code for a protein of 364 amino acids. Gene Ontology annotation, cellular component: basement membrane. Gene Ontology annotation, molecular function: extracellular matrix structural constituent. The record is from RefSeq and is a predicted model, not a curated record. The transcript has 8 exons. Gene Ontology annotation, biological process: axon guidance.
AUGCAGCUGGAUGCUUCCCUGUCUGCAGAGCUGUGGACCACUCCCUUCCCUUCCUCCCAGAAUUGCCAGCACAACACCGAGGGGCCACAGUGCAACAAAUGCAAGGCCGGCUUCUUUGGGGAUGCCACAAAGGGCACGGCUACAGCCUGCCGGCCCUGCCCUUGCCCGUACAUUGAUGCCUCCCGCAGAUUCUCAGAUACCUGCUUCCUGGACACAGAUGGCCAAGCCACAUGUGAUGCCUGCGCCCCAGGCUACACAGGCCGCCGCUGUGAGAGCUGUGCCCCUGGAUAUACGGGCAACCCCAUCCAGCCAGGCGGGAAGUGCAAGCCCACCGGCCAGGAGAUUGUACGCUGUGAUGAGCGAGGCACCUUGGAGACCUCCAGGGAGGCCUGCCGCUGUAAGAACAACGUGGUGGGGCGUCUCUGCAACGAGUGUAUCACCGGUUCUUUCCACCUGAGUGGCCGCAACCCCGAGGGCUGCCUGAAGUGCUUCUGCAUGGGCGUCAGUCGCCAGUGCACCAGCUCCUCUUGGAGCCGCGCCCAGGUGCAUGGGUCCUCCGAAGCACCCAGUCAGUUCAGCCUGACCAACGCAGCGGGCACCCACACCACCAGCAUGGGCAUCUCAUCCCCCUCGCCUGGGGAACUGGUCUUCUCCUCCUUCCACAGCCUCCUAUCUGGACCCCACUUCUGGAACCUCCCUUCCUGUUUCCGGGGGGACAAGGUGACCUCCUAUGGAGGAGAGCUGCGCUUCACAGUGACCCAACAGCCCCAGCCUGGCUCCCUGCCCCUGCACAGGCAGCCACUGGUGGUACUGCAAGGCAAUGGCAUCGUCUUGGAGCAUCACUCCUCCCGGGAGCCUAGCCCCGGCCAGCCCAGCACCUUCACUGUGCCCUUCCGGGAGGUGAGCAACAGCGUCCCAGGAGCCUUCCGGAGGAGGAGGCAGGCCCCCUGCUUCUCCCACUCGGGUGUCAGUAUCCCAGGAUGUCAGGAGAACCAGCCCCUCAUCAUGCUCAAUCCAUUUGGCUCUGAUGAGACUGACUGGGAUGAGCACAUGACUCAGGUUUGGCCAAUGGGAAACUCCCUUCUCCUGGUCUGA